AUGUUUACAGAAAAAUGUUUGCUUGCGUGGUUGGAUCUUAGAAACGCCUUUGGAAGUGUCCCCCAUGAAGUAAUUGAGAUAACCCUAUCCCAUCUGGGUGUUCCCCAAUCUGUGGUUGAGCUAAUGAAGAAUGUAUACACUGACGCCAACACUGUAGUUCGAACGCCUGCUGGUCUGACAUCCGAUGAUAUGGUCAAAAUACGCGAUAGACAUAAUUCCGUUGUUGACAGAUUCUCAAAAGCGAUUCGAUAUGGUCAUGUGAAGCUUGACCAGCAAGUUGAUGGUUCAUCCCACGAGUGCCGCCCUAAUAUUGUUAUUAACGAAGGUAACCAAGUCACAGUCAUAGAUGUAACAUGCCCGUUCGACAAUGGUGAGAAUGCUCUCAAGGCUGCUGAAGAUUAUAAAGUGUCCAAAUACCAUCAUUUGAUUGACCACUUCAGAUCGGUUGGAAAAGAGUGUCACACAUUCGGUUUC
This is a messenger RNA of Paramuricea clavata, 474 nucleotides long. The record is from the annotation of a GenBank genome assembly. NCBI's taxonomy places the organism in Eukaryota, Metazoa, Cnidaria, Anthozoa, Malacalcyonacea, Plexauridae.